AUGCCAUGGUUGUCGAUUCGACGUCGAUUGCUCUUCAAUAUGUAUCAACGCACAUUACGUAGUUCAUCGCUUUGUUUUAUUAUUCUCUGUUUAACGAUUAUCAUUGUUAUACUUCUUUCCAAUCGGUUAUCGAAUGUUCAUCAAGAAUGCUCAAUCGGUUUGGAACAAGUUCGACAGCAACAACGAAUUUCAUUGAAUACUUCUUCUGAACAACCAAUUAUAUUUAUAGGUGGAAUGCCACGUAGUGGCACAACAUUAAUGCGUGCUAUUCUCGAUUCCCAUCCACUUGUUCGUUGUGGAGAAGAGACACGAGUCAUACCAAGAAUGUUGAGUAUGAGAGCAGCAUGGAAAAAAUCAAGUAUCGAAUGGAAUCGACUUAUGGCCGGCGGUAUCAGUGAAACGAUGAUUGAUUCAGCUGUACGAGCGUUCAUCUAUGAAAUACUUGUUGAACACGGAAAACAUGCUGACGUUCUUUGUGAUAAAGAUCCAUUUGUUUUGAAAUAUGCUUCAUACAUAUCCUCAUUGUUUUCUCGCGCAAAAUUUCUUCUUUUGGUUCGUGACGCACGCGCUGUUGUACACUCAGUAAUGACGCGAAAAGUAACAAUAACUGGAUUCAGCUUGAGUGAUUAUCGACAGAAUUUGAAACUAUGGAACAAAGGCAUUGAAACAAUGAUAACUCAGUGCUCCGAAGUCGGAAAAGAUAAAUGCUUCAUGGUGUAUUACGAACAACUCGUUUUACAACCGAAGAAGACCAUCGAAGCUAUUCUCAAAUUUCUAAAUAUUCCCUGGACCGACAAUGUAUUGCAUCACGAAGAACUUGUUGGAAAGAAAAUCUCUCUUUCGAAAACGGAACACUCGUCAGAUCAAGUUAUUAAACCAAUCAAUCUCGAAGCGUUAACAAAAUGGGUUGGUCACAUGCCGGCAGAUGUCAAACAUGAAUUAGACACAUUGGCACCGAUGUUGAAGAAACUUGGUUAUGACACGCAAUCAGAUGUCCCAAAUUAUGGUGUUGCGGAUCAACUAGUGCUUGAUAAUAUGAAUGCGCUCAAAGAAAAUGCGGCAUUCUGGAAUGAAAAGGCGAAGAUGUACGCUCGUCAAUUACCGAACAACACAAAUCUGUCCCAAAAUCAUUCAAGUACUCGACUUAUUCGCUAA
This is a messenger RNA of Adineta ricciae, 1155 nucleotides long. Lineage: Eukaryota; Metazoa; Rotifera; Eurotatoria; Adinetida; Adinetidae. The record is from the annotation of a GenBank genome assembly.